Molecule: messenger RNA, 5894 nt
Organism: Melanotaenia boesemani (Boeseman's rainbowfish)
Lineage: Eukaryota; Metazoa; Chordata; Actinopteri; Atheriniformes; Melanotaeniidae
Gene: gcgra
Product: glucagon receptor a
Exons: 14
Coding region: 927-2495 (522 amino acids)
Biological process (GO): adenylate cyclase-activating G protein-coupled receptor signaling pathway; cell surface receptor signaling pathway
Cellular component (GO): plasma membrane
Molecular function (GO): peptide hormone binding; glucagon receptor activity
Source: RefSeq, a predicted model, not a curated record
AAUGAACAAAGAAACAGAGCUUUAAAAUUUGUUAAAAGAAGACCAAAGGUUUGACAGUGGGUUUGGGCUGUUGUUGUUCUUGUUACUAUGUAUGAUGUUCAGCACUUUAGAUUAAGACCUUUGAUCAAUUUGGGUUGUUCUAAUUGUGCUUUAUUCAAACUCAGUUUUGCCUGAUAUUUAUUUCCAUUUCUGUUUUCACUAGACUCAUUAAAUCACAGCACCAUGGUCUUUUCUGUUUUGCCCUGUAAUGUAUAAAUUAUGUGAAGCUCGGGAGAUUUUGAGCAAUACUUCUGAUAGAAGCGGAUUUCUACAACUUUCCAACGUUUCCUUUGUGUGAAUGUGAAACAACUCACCUACCUGAAUGAUAUAAAACCUGGCAGCACCCGCUUUGAACUUUUAACAAAGCACCACCGCUGAACGUUUUGGUUGAACACAGAUCAUCCAUCUUUAAGUUGAGACCCCCCCACAUCCCCCUCCUCCUCCUCUUCCUACGUCACGCGAGUACAAGGCGGCUCGCGCUCAGUCACUGGUGCCAACUACUCACAGGCAGACACACCGACUACUUAAGUGCUAUUUCUUUCUUUCUUUCUUUUAUUCCUCUUUUAGUUUUAUUAAAGAACAUCACCAGUUUUUUGAAGUCUCUGCUGACAGGACGAAGACUUUCCUGCCCAGACAAGCCGUCAUUUUUCUUUUCUUUUCUCUCUUUUUUUUUUUUUUUUUUGGUGAAAGUUGGAUUACAGACGGCUUGAACUGAGAGGGAAUAAACUGCUUAGAUGAUGAGCGGCACUGACGGACACAUUUGGAAAAGCAACGGAAUUCCGUGCUGUGAGAGGCUGUGUGGCGAGUGUAGAUAAGCCCCCUUAUGAGGUGAAAACCCCUCCCCAUCCUGCAGUAUCCCCUCCCAGCACCAACAGCAGGAAUAAGGGAUGUCAGGGCUGUUCCUCUUUUUGGCAAUGCUCAUUGUCUCCUGCAGCAUCCAGGUGUCUCCUGCUGUUACCCUGGAUAAGCUAAAGGAAAGUUGGAAACUGUACAUGGAUGAGUGUGAACAUAACAACAGUAAAGGUCCACUCAGUACUGGCCUUGUGUGCAAUAGGACAUUUGACAAUUAUGUCUGUUGGCCUGAUGGACUACCCAAUAGCACCGUCAGUGUGCCAUGCCCAUGGUAUUUGCCAUGGCAUCACAAAGUUCAGCAUGGCAUGGUACACCAGGAAUGUGAUGCCAAUGGCCAGUGGGUGACCGUUUACAAUACCAGUGAGUGUGAGUCUCAUGAUCCAGGUCAGCAGUACUAUGGUCAUAUUCGGAUCAUGUACACAGUGGGCUAUUCCUUAUCCCUGGUGGCUUUGGUUUUGGCUCUUGGCAUCCUAUUAUUUUUCAGGAAACUGCACUGCAUGAGGAACAACAUCCACAUGAAUCUGUUUGCCUCCUUCAUCCUACGAGCCUUGUCUAUCCUCAUCAAAGAUGCUCUGUUGGAGGCCAACCAAUCACAGGACCUCAGCAGAGACCAGGACCAGGGAUUUCCCAGCGCAUCUAUGACUCCAGGGGAGCUACUGUUCAACAAUGCAACAUCAGUGAGCUGUCGUGUCGCAGUGGUAAUGAUGCAGUACAGCAUCAUGGCCAACAGCUACUGGCUGCUGGUGGAAGGCAUCUACCUUCACAACCUCCUGGUCAUCACUGUGUUUACAGAGAGGAACUACUUUAAAAUCUACCUGUGCAUUGGCUGGGGUACACCAUUAAUAUUACUCGUGCCAUGGGCGGUUGUUAAGUAUUUAUAUGAAAAUCAAGAAUGCUGGGAGCAAAAUAUAAACAUGAAUUACUGGUGGAUAAUCCGAGCCCCUAUACUGCUUGCUGUUGUGAUCAACUUCCUUAUCUUCAUCCAUAUCAUCAAAAUUCUAGUAUCAAAACUUCGAGCACACCAAAUGAGAUACACAGAUUAUAAAUUCAGGUUGGCCAAGUCAACUUUAACCCUGAUCCCACUGCUGGGUAUCCAUCAGGUGGUCUUUAUCUUUGUUACAGACGAGUCCACCAAGAAAAACAUCAAUUUGCGUCUCACCAAGCUUUUCACUGAUCUCUUCUUCUCAUCUUUCCAGGGCCUCCUGGUGGCCAUCUUGUAUUGUUUUGUCAACAAAGAAGUGCAGUCAGAGAUCCUGAAGAAAUGGAAGCGCUGGAAGCUAGGGAGGAAUAUUGAGGAGGAAUACCGCCACACCUACAGCAACACCCCCAACACAAAGACAGCCAGCCUGUUGAACCAUGUCUCACGGCUGCCUCACUUCCCAGACAUCGCCAAAUCCUCUGUCCCUGUCUGUAGCCCUGAAGAGAAGCACAUGCUUGUGGCCGGCUGCCACAAUGGCACUGUCCACAACAAGGGCAUGGACACAUCCGUCUCCCAGCAACAGGUGGGAACCAUUAGCAACUGCGCCCUGGUGGAGGAUAUCAGCCUUACAGAUAAAAUACAGUGUUAUGAGACACAGAAAGAAAAUAUGGAGAGCCACUUUUAAAGAGAACCUGAUGAAGAAAUUUGUAUGUUUUGAUGCUUUCAUCUGGCUCCGAGUGACUUCCCUGGUUGGCUGUAAAGCUCUGUACUGACUGGGAGCAAACCUCAGUGAUCAGUGUCACUGGGAGAUGGAGCAGCAGUUCGCUUGUGUGAAAGGACAACAGUAUGGCAAACAUCUGCACUGAGAUGGCCAUUAUAUUGUACUUUGAGUCUCAUGAAUGGAUUUUUCUAGAUAUGUGCCAUUAUCAUAUGUGAAGCUGCUGCCGUAUGAACAAUUCAGCAGCAGCAUCUUGAGACAGACAAGCCAUGUAAAGUAAUAAUAACAAAAAAAAAAAGGAAAAAAAGAAUAAAAUCACAAACCUCAAGUAACAGCAAAAGAAACAUCUAAAGACAGGGUCCUGGCUUGAGCCUCAGCUUUAAUGUGUGCUGUCUGUGCUUUGUGGUACUAAAAGAUAAAUACUAACUGGACAUUGAACUGUGUACACAAAAAGCAAGACCAAACAAAUUACACAAAUAAGGAAAACAGGGACAGAAGAGAAUUCUUUUUUUAUAUAUAUGCUUUGCUCUGGUAUCUGUAUGUUGUUUUGUUGUCUAUAUUGAUUUUAAUGAAAAUGUGGGGAAAAAAAACAUUAUGUUGACUGUAUCACACAGUAAAGUGACCACAGUGUUAAUGUCCAUGGGAAACAGGCAGCUGCUCAGCCCAGGUCCUUCCUGGCUUACAUAUAGAUGUUAAAAACAGGUCAAUAGAUGGCAUGGGAUGAAUAUAGAAAUAAGCUAAAAUGAUCAUCGCUUGACUAUUUGUUUUGAGUAAAAAUAGAUUUUUUUAUGUAGGUCAAACCUUAAAUACUGCUGAGUGCUACAGUUAAAUAGGUAAGUGUUAAAUAUACUACAGUGUGUUUUUAAGGUUAAUAGCUUAACUUCUGUGCUACUUAGCUUUUCCCUUGCCAUCUAAGAUGUUGUCUGACUCACGCUACCUUUUGAGAUCAUAGCUGAUAAGUGGAAACUGUGUACUCAAAUCAAGAGGAGAAUACAUGACAGAUGUGACCUGUAAAACAAUGCAUGCAUGAAUCGUGAGUCUGAAUUUGUCAUUCAAGAUGACACAAUGCCUCUGGAACAAGAGGGGUUUUGCAGUAUUUGUGCCCUACAGUGCCAUCACAUCAGCGACUACAUAAAUGUCAAAAAGUCAGACAGACAGUGCUAAUAACCGCAUGCACCCAGUUGCUCUAUGGACAGUGUUUAAUAUGCAGCCAUGCUGAGUCUACAGUGGCAGUGGACACUGAACAAAACCCUGCAGCCCAAAAGUAGAACAAAACUUCUCUAGUUGAUAUUUAAGCACCAAGGAAAGUUAGUGGUACAGUUGCUUCUGAAUACAGAACGGAAGAUGCCUGCAGAACAUUAAUCAACCUCUGAGUUUCUAAAAGAGUUGCCUGAACUAACUGAACUUGACUUUGUUUGUAUGACUAUUUGCACAAUAUUAAUUUUUCAUUCAUUCUUUGAUUCUUUUAUACUUAGUCCAAUUCAGGGUUGCGGGGACAAUGUUAAUUUAUAACGUAAAUAUAAUGUAUGUAUAUGUGUGUUUAUACAGAUGAUUUUAUUUGAUUGCAGUCAAUAUAUUUCAUACAUACUAGUGAGUGUAUGUAUAUGUGCAUAUAUAUUUUCAGGGUAUGAGUGCAAGUAAUUUUAGUACUCCAGAUUUGUGGAUGUGUUACAGUUGGAUGAAUUACUGUUGGCAUUUGGAGGAAGAGAGGUAGAUAUAAAUCUCUGCAGUUGGCUUGACCCAAAGCAGAGGUCAAAGGGUACAGCCAGCCCCUGACUGUACAGCCUCCCUCUUUAAAAUAUACUGCAGUAUAGCUCUGCACCACAGGACAUUCCUAGAUGUUGCACCUGUAUUAAGCAUAAGGAAGAAAGAGCUCUAUGUUUUAUUAUAAAAUCACAAUUCCUCAGAUUGCAGGGGCCAGAUGCAUAAACAUGUUUCAUUCUAUGACUCAAUCGUGUAUGCACAAAACUAGAGACAUAUAUAUGCUUUCUUUCCACCAGAUUUGUAAACUGAGCAUAUUUAUGGUAGCUGUGUACAAGCCUGAUUUCCACUCCCAUCUUUAGCCUUAAAUGAAUGUUUUGUCAACAAUUAAAGCAGUUAAAGUACUUCAAACUAAAUUGAAUUAGGUCACAAAGGCAGAAACAGAGAUACAGGAUAAAAACUGGCAACCUCAGCAUGACUAAGAUAAACACAUAGCCCAGGGAUCCCCAGGGAUAGCCCAUCUUGGGCUAGUGUCCUGCAGUGUAUCCCUGCUCCAACAUGUCUGACAAAUUAAAUGGAUCCAACUCCCUAUGAAGUUCUGUGCAAUGUUAAUUUGAUGCAGGUGUGUUGUAGCAGGGACACUGUGAAAACCUGCAGGACACUGGCCUAACAGGUCCAGAUUUGGUGAUCCCUGACAUAGCCUGAAGCUAUAUAAAUCAGGAUAUGAUUAAUUUGUUCUUAAACAAUGUUUGGUAGCCUAAAGCAGUGCAUGAUCCAGUUAACAUCUCAUGCUAGACAACGUUGUCCUUUUUAAGUCACAUUACCAUGGACUUCCAACAAGCUAACAGCAGUCUUUACUCAUGACCACUACACACAGAUGCAGUUAUUUGCAGCACCCAAAAUUAAAUAAGAAUAUAUAAAACAUUAUAAUCAUGAAAUCAUUCUUAAAUGGUUAUAAAAUGUUUUUCCUUUAUAAACACCACUUUGUGAGUAAAAGGUGCAUGGUUUUUGUGCAAAUGCAUCAUUUCUGCAUCUGGCCCCUUAAAGCAAAUUAGAGCACUUUUUUGCCAUGUCACAAAAUAGUUUUGUGCUUUACCCAUUGCUGCUGUUUAGUAGGUAGAAAGAAAUUGCAGGCUAAGCUAUUUUACAUGAACAUCUGCUGAAGGUUGUAAUAGAGCAAGUAGACAUCCGAUAAUUAAGCUGGGGAGACAAUACACACCCUGGUGCUGCAGACCUGGAGGAGAGUACUUGCACACUCAUAUGUUGUAUACAUUAAGUGAGAAAAUUUUAGUAGAGUCAAAACAGUAUUUCUACAAUGUACAACUGUGACCAUACAGUAUAGAUGUCUGAAGCCAGCAGCUUGGGUCACUCCCCUUCCUGGACCAAAGUGGUUCUGUAUGAAUGUAUUUUCUGAAAGGCCCAGAUUAGUAUGAUCCUUUUCAUUUUCUCUUAAAGGUGGUUGUGUACAGUAUUUCUGAUGUGAAGAACAGAUCAGUGAAAACUGACUGCAUUCUGGUGUAAACAGUUCAUCAUAUAUUGUGUCCUCUUUGUGUAAAUGGUGAAAGAAUAAAUCACAAUACAGUAUAUGUAAAAGAUGAUUUUAAGUUGCUGUGGUUUUUGUUUUGGUGAACAGUCAUGAUGUUGAGAUUUAAAGGAGGGAGCAUG